Molecule: messenger RNA, 5960 nt
Organism: Cinclus cinclus
Lineage: Eukaryota; Metazoa; Chordata; Aves; Passeriformes; Cinclidae
Product: glutathione S-transferase-like
Exons: 6
Coding region: 4072-4782 (236 amino acids)
Biological process (GO): xenobiotic metabolic process; glutathione metabolic process
Molecular function (GO): glutathione transferase activity
Source: RefSeq, a predicted model, not a curated record
AUCAAAUGCUUGGCAAAACAUGAAAACAAAGGCAUAUGGAGGCAAAGAACUAUUUCUAGGGUACGGAAUUUGUUAAUCUGGGAAAAGAAAAAUGCAGUGUUAGUACUGUCAGCAUGUAACUUAUUGGAGAAGACAUAUUCUACAUGAAAAGAAGCUCAGAGUAAGAGCUGUGGCAGAUAAGAAAGAGAAGACUCGCAGCACCACUUACCCUUUAAGGAAAUAGAUUUGUUACAAGUUUCCAUUCUUAAAUAUAAAGCUUGUAGGUGAAUUGGAUUUUUAAGGUCUCUCAGCAAUGAUUUUGCAGAGCUGUUUAUUUUUGUCUAUAAAUAGGUAUUUCAAACCUUGUGAAUGAUCAUACCAACUACUCACAAGAUGGUUACAAAUGCAUUAUGUCUUGAGAGCAAAGUGUUGUGAGAGAAAGGUGCAGUCUCUGGCAAGGCAGAGGUGGUUUAUUUCUAUACAUUUAGGAUAGAAACAGAGCAACAGAGAUACUCAGGUUCCAUUGAAUUCCAAAUAAAAAUAUUUGCAACAGACAGUAAGAGCCUUGUGAAGUGGCCUGAUGCAACAGAGAAGCAGCUGCUUAGAAGGAAAUUGUUCCAACAACUGUCAGUAACUAGAUCUGCUGCUUAAUAGUCUGUGACAUGAGUGGAAAAAAAGUAUGAAAAAAAUAUAGGACAGCAAAACCUGAGGGAGGAAACAGAAGAAUACCAUUUUCCAAAAUAGCUCAGUGAAGUGACAUUUCUGAAAGUCAAGUUAGGAGACAGAUGAUAUUGGACUUAAUUGCCUGAAAUCUCCAUGAAUACUUGUGACAGAGCAAGAAAUGUCAGUGUUGGGAUAAAUCACAAUCUGAAGAAUUGCGCUCCUCUCCCCUGUAGGUGUAGUAAUUGCACCACUUAAUUAGCAUCUUGUCUUCACUCAGACUCGGGAUUAAAAAUUCAAAGGAGAUGAAUUUUCUCAUUGUUUAUUAAAUCUUAUCUAAAGCACAGAGAGUUCUGCAACACUUCUAGCUACCAGCUAAAAGCUAGCAAAAUGGAGGUGAACCUAGCUAGUUACAAGGUCUUUUAAAGCCAGACAGUUCAAUAUAGAUCUAACACCUAUAUUAUCUGUACUUCUGAACCAAUAACCAAACUCAUGUGACCCACAGUGCAGGACUAACUAUCCAACCACAAACUACUACCUGAAAUCAAGAAGAAGAAGGAAGAAGACAGAAAAAGAAACACCCAAAACCCUCCAUCCUGUCCCUUACCUAUUACUGUGUUCUAAAACAUUCAAAUUCACAACCCUUCACUAUGUGACAUCACAUACUUCUAUUUUAACUACACCCCCGUGCCUCUAACUCCAUCAUCCAAACUUAGAAGCCUUCUCCAAGGCCUCAAGGCCAAAGCUCUCCUGGGGUCAGUGUCAGAAAGCACAGAAAGCUCAAAACUCCCAGGUUUCUUGAGUUUCAACACUCUACCUCUGAGGGAAGGCUGAAGGCACUGGCUUCAUUUAAACUUUGAACUCCCUCAGUUGAGACAUUUUGAGUAGUUCAGAUGUAACUGAAGGGCAUGCUGAGGGAUUCCUCCUGAGUUUGGACCUAUGGGAAGGAGGCUGGACAGCUAGACCAGAUGGGGGUGUCUACGAAGUUAGCGAGAUGAGUUUUCCCCAGUUGCCUACACUAUUGUUAACUGUCAGGCUUGAACUCAUGUUUUCCUACCAGGUGGUCACUAGGCCCAGGAUCUCUCCUAGAAUUUAUCAGGGGCAGGCCUAUAAAUGGUAAAUCCAGACAAGCUACCUCAGAGGGAGUUUGAGUUUGUGAAACUGCCUGAUGCACCUUGGUGCGUGUGUCACUGCAUGAAGAGCUUCAAUCUACUCCUGCAUUAUCCUGGAUUCUGUGUCAUAAGUCAUAUGUGUCCAAAAGCAUGGGAAACACUGUUUUCAGCAGUGUCAGAGGCUGGACAGAAGACCUUCCCAAACUGUAAGGAGAAGGCAGAGCGACAUAGAGCCCUAACCAGGAUGGGGUGCUACAAGAGGUGCUCUCAGUCAGGGGUCCCCUUUUGUGAAGCCUGGCUCCCCCUUAUGUGCCAUAUGGGCUAGAAUGUUCCACCUGGGGACUAAGAACCUCCUAAAAGACAAUCCAUUGCAGUGGUUAACUCUUUUGAUACCCUGUCCUUCUGUGGUUCUCUCUCUAAAUAAAUGAUUAAGCUUAUUUUGUUGUCAAGUGUGGAACAUAUUGAUGUAACAAGUACCAGCAGUGAGGACUGAUAGGAUGAGGAUCAUUUUCAGCUACCAAGCAAUGAAGUAUGCAUACAGGAAGGACAUGGAGACAGCCUGCUGUACUGUAACAGCACCUGAUGGCUACAUAAACAUCAACCACGUAGAUUAGAUAGGCAGGAUGGUGCAUGGGAAUGCAUGCUGUAUUGACUUUCUGAAAUGCAUUCAGUUGUUCAAAGAAAGCAGUCAGGAGUGCAGAGUAUAGCUGGCCCUUGGAUGCCACACUUCUUUCAGUGUCUCUUACAAAUGUCUUUGGUGUGUAUUUUCAUUGAAUCAUAUUCAGGGAAACAUUUUUCACAGUAAAAGGAAAAAAAAAAACCAACACAGAUGUCCAGAGAUGAAAUUCAUUUGAGGUGUCGUGCAGAAAUGUACACUAAGUAAGGCAUAGAAGCUUGUGAAAGAUUCGAGCUGAAUUUGUUGAUGUGAUUUGUGUAAAGUAGUAAUAUGUUAAAAAUAAAAAAAACCCCAAACCCAUAAAAUACUGGAAUAAAAGUGUGAUUACCAUAGCAGUUUUCUUUUAAACUGAGGGACCUCUUCAGCCAUUACAAUUAUUUUUAACUAGCAUGUUACCAAGCAAGGAAAGUAGGAAGCAUAUUACCAUUUUGUAGUGGCACAGAAGUUUUGUUUCCAAUGCUCAUGAUCUCUCAUUUAUCUUACAUUUGUGCAUAGUCAGCGUUAGUCAGUACUUUUUUUAUGUAGGUGAGAAGUAACUAAACAGAGCUAAUUGGUUUUGUUUGCUUAAGAGAGAGAUUUUGAGUUUGCAGAGAACUCUUCAGAAUACUCGGUGUAGGAGGGGCUACAGUGUUAUAUAACCUCAAGGCAGAACUGCUGAGAAGUUAGAGUUGCACUGUGCACAAGGUGAGAUUUUUUUUCAUUAUUUUUCCCUAAAAAUACAGGGUCUUGUACAUGAAAAUCAGUCAGUGAAUGAGUUUUAUAGAUGAAAUGUGUGUAUGUACUAUCUUUACUGACACGGUUAUGUGCACCAAAUGUUAAAUUCUUAAUCAGCUGCUUUUGAGGUGUACAGAAGUAAGAAAAAGAAAUGUAGAUCUCAGAAGUGGGGAGUGUUUCCUCUCACCACCUCCUUCCUCCUGUAGAGAAGCUGACAUGUGGUUUACAAGGGGAAUGUGGUCGGGUUUGCUGCUGUUAAUGUUUCAGCUUUGUUGCUGGCAGCGUGUCAAGAGCUGUGAGGCUGGUCUAGGCUGGGCACUGUGUGAGUGUGUUUGGUGCUGAUGUGCACGCUGGCUCUGAGUGGGGUGGGUGACAGUCUGCCUAGAAACCCCUGAUGCUUUAAGUUCCUGCCUAGAAGCUGUUGCUUGAAGUUGCAGCAGAGUUGGAAGUGGACCAAGCAAGCAUUGCCCUGUGGCUGUGCCUGUGGUAAAGGCAAAUCUGAUGUUACCAGAGGCAAAAUUAAUUGCCAUGUCUUUGGAGGCUUGUGUAAAGAAAUUACAGAAGCAGGGAGAGUUGUAAAAGAGGUUGACAGGGGGAAAGAAUUCUUUCCUGGCCAGUUAUAAUGGAGCAUGAUGGGUGCUGGAGAAAGCACAGCAAUUGCUGAGUUUAUAGCAGGUAUCCGAUUAAACAGUAACCUGUAUUCUGAGAUAAUGCCAAAAUACACAGAAAGCACCCUCAGCUCUUUGGUCAGAACAGAAUACUUUGGAUGCAAAUGCUUUUGAUUCACUGACUUGGGUUCUCCGAGUGGUCCUAUGGCUCUAAGUACAGAGAUGGUUUUGAACAAGAUAACUUUGAGAGCCAGUUUAGAGACUCAAAACUGCAAAAUGUACUUUUUCAUUGCAGAUACUGGGGAAUCAGGCACGUGGAAACAUGUCUGGAAAACCCAAGCUGCAUUACUUCAAUGGACGAGGCCGAAUGGAACCAAUUCGGUGGCUACUGGCAGCAGCUGGGGUUGAGGUUUGCAUCUGGUCUUUUAUACUGAGAUCAUGUGACAAAUAUUUUGAAGAAUCCUACCUGGAGAAAAAGGAGGAUCUGACAAAGUUACAGAAGGAUGGAUCCCUGCUCUUUCAGCAAGUGCCAAUGGUAGAGAUCGACGGGAUGAAGCUGGUGCAGACCAGAGCCAUUGCCAACUACAUAGCAACGAAGUACAACCUCUAUGGGAAGGACCUGAAGGAGAGAGCCCUGAUUGAUAUGUACGUGGAAGGAUUGUUCGAUCUGAAUGAGCUACUCAUGAUGCACGUUGUCCAACCAGCAGACCAAAAACAGCAACAUUUUGCUAAUAUGAUGGACAAGGCUGAAAAUAGAUACUUCCCUGUCUUUGAGAAGGUUUUGAAAGACCAUGGAAAAGACUUUCUUGUUGGCAACCAGCUGAGCAGGGCAGAUGUUCAAUUACUUGAAAUCAUUUUAAUGGCAGAGGAGUACAAACCAGAUAUACUUGCCAAAUUUCCUCUCUUGCAGAGCUUCAAAGCAAGAAUAAGCAAUAUCCCCACAAUAAAGAAAUUCCUGCAGCCUGGCAGCCAGAGGAAACCUCCAACACGAGAGGAAGAUAUAGCCAAAGCAAUAAAAAUAUUCCGCUCCUGAGCAGCAUCCCAAGGGCACAGGAACUCUUUCACUGUUUCUGCAGAUAGUAGCAAGUAAAAUUAAUGGAAAGAGUGAAAAAAGGUUUUUGAUCUCUCUUUCCUUAGCUACAUGACUGGUUGUAGCCUACUGCAGAGUCUUCAAUGUAAAGCUACAUGAGCCUACCAGCAGAGGAUACAGUUCAGUGAUUAGGAUGUAUAGUGGGCAACACAGGAUGCCUUAAAUAACUAAAGAGAAUACCUGAAAUAAAAUUUUACUAUUGACACUCAAACCCAGCUGUUCAUUGAUUUCUUGCUGCUACUUCUGUGCCUAAGAUCUGUCUGGUUCUGUUUUUCUGGCAUUCCUAAGAAUUGUUGGAAAAUCAGGAGAAAUUAUCCCAAACAGUAGGUCAUGUAUUCUUUCUGGGAGAUGCCAGGAAAAGCCUGCAGGUUCUGGUUAGGUCAGGAUGAAAGGUUUGGAUUCCGCUUUCCUCUGAGCUUAACUUGGAAUAUGCUUGGAUCAGAGGUCCUACUGCACCUCUGUUUUGUCACUAGACGUGUAAACUUUUGUACUGCAGCUUCACCAGUAUUUCCUGUAUCAGAAUGUUUCUUGUAGCAGCUACAAGCACUUUGCAGACUCUGAGAAACAAAUGCUUGUCACCAGUUUACAACUUAAUGAGGGAGGAGGAAUCAGGAUGGUGUCAAGUGAUAUUUGGAAUGCAGGAAUACAUAUUGACUUACAUCAUAUUAUAUUAAACCAAGUUCUUUCCAAGUUGUACUGGAGUUGUUUAUUUUCAUCACUUAAAUCAAGCUCCACUUCUGAGGUUAGCAAGAGUGUUGAACUUGGAUAAAUAUGUGCAUUUAUGCAGUGAAAUGAGUUUCUGCCCAGGGCAGGAGGGUUGGAGCUAGACGGUCUUUAAAGUCCCUUCUAACUCAAACCAUUCUAUGACUCUGUGAUAUUAUUUAAUCCCGAAAUAAACCAAGUUUGUAAAUGAAGGAGCCAGUGCCCUAAAGCCAGCUAAAACCAGAGCACUGGCAAUUUUCAGCUGGGCAAACAUAGGGCACUGUAGCUAUUGCUAAAGCCAACAGUUUCUUCACAAGAAAUGCCAUAUAGCUGGAACUGGUUUUUGUCCUCAAGAAAGGAAAUAAACCCAUGCUUUUCAGCAGCAGAGCAUGUACUGAAGAGAGUUGUUGCACAAGCUG